AUGUUGCUGACCGUGUGGGAGUGGGAGGAUGAGGACGGGAGAGAGAGCAUAGAGCCCAUCUCCUCCAUCAUCAGCUUUAACCGGUCCCUGAGUGACUGUGAUGUGGAGGAAUACCUGAAGGUCAAGGCCAAGGCCCAGGAGUCUAACUCUGACCACCAGCACAACACCGUCGGGUCCUCAGACAAUCCUGCCAGUUCCUUCAAAUCUGAUGCACUAUAGCUCAUCCCCUGGAAAUUCGCCAUCUUGCUGGCCUUUUCUGUGAACAUGGCAAAGAGAGUGGCCGAUGCCAGCCAGGAGCAGAGGUCAGAAAAAGAAACAGCAAUUUUAGGGGGCCCAACUAUAUUUUCAUGGACCCAAACUUUUAACAUCAGUGUGACAAAGGAAUUAUUAAAGAAAAUAAAUGUUCGCAAAAUAACCUUGAUGCUCUGGAACAUUAAGGACAAAUUCCAAAAAAAAGUCAGUUAUUAUCAAUUAAAGACCACUGGUUACUCGGAUGAUGUAGGAUCUUCUGCAAAGUCAGAUGAAGUGAGAUACUUGGUUUUAAAUCAGAGAACAUUAUCUGAACAGGGCACUGAGAAAGUCGGUGUUGUCAGAGAGGAGUGGAACCAGGAAUAUCCACCAGGAAAACAAGAAAAAGCAGAAAAACCCUCAGAGGCUUUGCGAGGUUCUCAGCAAGCAGUGCCUGAAGCUUCUUCCAAGAACAGUCAGGAAUAUGAAAAGUUACUCAAACCAGAUGAUUCUUCCCUAACUGGAGUAUUUCAAGAGUACAAGCUAUUUUCUUUGUCAGACGUAACCAUGAUGGAGAUCAGGGAAUUAAUUGAGAGAUCAUCAUGCAACUUAACAAACAUAUUAGACAAAGAUCUCAAA
Messenger RNA from Galeopterus variegatus (Sunda flying lemur), 867 nucleotides. It is a transcript of the gene CFAP92, whose product is annotated as KIAA1257 ortholog. The record is from RefSeq and is a predicted model, not a curated record. NCBI's taxonomy places the organism in Eukaryota, Metazoa, Chordata, Mammalia, Dermoptera, Cynocephalidae.